Messenger RNA from Entrophospora candida, 318 nucleotides. NCBI's taxonomy places the organism in Eukaryota, Fungi, Glomeromycota, Glomeromycetes, Entrophosporales, Entrophosporaceae. The record is from the annotation of a GenBank genome assembly.
UACAACUAAAAGGACAAAAACAAAAAUUACUGUUGGAAAUUAUAGAUUUAAUUGAAGAUGUAAUUAAGGGAAAGGUUAUAAUAUACUGUGCUACUCCACAUAGUUGUGAAGAAAUUUAUGAUGAACUUGCUAAAAAACUUGCACCUGAUUUUCUAAGUAUGUACCAUGGAAGCAUUGAUGGAACUUCUAAAAAGCAAGUGAUUCAAGAAAGGAAGAAGAACCAAUAUAAAGUGAUGAUUGCUAUGAAUGCUUUUGGAUUGGGAAUUAAUACUCCAGAUGUUCGAAUUGUUAUCCAUGUUACAUUUCCACUUAAUUUAG